Vanessa atalanta (red admiral) is the source of this 2601-nucleotide messenger RNA. It is a transcript of the gene mira, whose product is annotated as centromere protein F. The coding region runs from base 217 to 2376 and encodes 719 amino acids. NCBI's taxonomy places the organism in Eukaryota, Metazoa, Arthropoda, Insecta, Lepidoptera, Nymphalidae. The transcript has 6 exons. The record is from RefSeq and is a predicted model, not a curated record.
GAGCGUUAAAGAAUUGAAUACAAAAGAAAUCAAAACAAAGGUUUGGUCCUUUUAUUUUCGCGCGCGAUUCUGGCAGCCAGUAGAUAUUAAACAGUAUAUGCUUUAUUUUACGGUGAAAUAAUUAAAUUUAAUUGCUUAAUUUCUUUUAUAAGAAGUAAGAAGAUUAUUAGUUUAUUAAAUUGAAGAUUUAAUAAAAGUUAACAUACUAAUUGAAGUAUGUUCUCGAAAGCUAAAAGAUUUGAACCAUCAGCAUUAAUUAAAACUCAAUCAAAACCCUUACCUAAACGAGAUAUAGAGAAACACCAGAGUAAAGCGCCUGCUGUGACGAAAAACAAAGUGCCUACCUCAACACCUUCUCAGGAAAACUUUGAUGUGAAAUCUCAAUGCAGUUCAGUAACAAGCACCAAAUCAUUUAAAACUCCAAGGCCUCUAAAACAAUCAAGUACUACAAGUAAAACAUUAACCAGUAGCCUCAAGAAGACAUUGCUACCACCUACCAAAAAUUUACCUAAAAAUAAUGAAACGAAAGACCAAGAAGAACUUAUCAAAGCAUAUCAAGUUGAAAUAAGGAACAAAGAUUGCACUAUAACUGAGUACAAUAAACAAAUAGAUGAGCUUAAAAAUGAAAUAGCUAAUUUACAAAAGAUAUUACAAGAAAACAAUAACAAAUGUGAGGAUGUUGAAAAAAUCAAUAAGAAGCUGGGUAUGAUAAUUAUUAGUGAUGAAAACCCAAACAAAAACAAUGAAAUAGUGACUGAAGCUUAUGUAACUACACUUAUUAAUGAUUUAAAGUCUGAGAUAUUUGAAUUACAAAAGCAAUGUGAAAAGUUAGAAAAUGAAGUCAGCUAUAAGCAAGUUGAACUUUCAUCUCUUGAGGAAGUUAUCACAAUUAGAGAUAGUUUGUGUACAGAUCUUCAGAAAAAGCUUACAGAUGUAGAAACUUGUUUGGAAGAAACUUAUCAAAGAUUAGAAAUGGUCAAGGGGCAUCAUGCUUUGGCUCUAGAAGCGAAUGAGAGUAUCCGACGCGAAUACAAAGCUGAGCUUGAAACUCUCAAAACAAAACUUGAUGAAGAAAAGCAAACAAUUGUUGCUAAAUCUAAAGCUGACCAAGAGAAUUUGAAAAUAAAGUACAGUUCUUUAAUAGAUUCAAUUAAAAAUCAACUUAAAAAAGAAAAAGAUGAUAAGAUACAGGAGUUGCUUCACGCCUUGGCUGCUAAAGAUAAAGAAAUGAAAGCUAAAUUAGAUCAAAUUGAUGAAGCAACACAGGAAAAGUUAAAACUUUGUGAAAUACAGUUUGAGGAACGUAGUAGACAUUUACAGGAGCACUGGACACAACAGCAAAGAGAAAUACAAGACUUAGAGGCUGAGAUAAGAGAUUUAAAAUAUUCAUUGAAUAUAAAUGAAGAAAAAAAUGUUGCAUUAAAUAAAGAAAUUAAAAAUAUGCAAAAUGAAAAUGAUAUUUUAAGAAAUGAAAAGAAAACUUUAAUGCAGGAUCUAGAAGUUAUGAGAGAUGAAUCCAAAAAGAAAGUUAUAGAUUCUGAAAAUGAAAUAAAUAAAUUGACAGUGGAGGUUGACAGAGCUAUUAAGGAAAAAAAUAAAUUUGAAAUGUCCUUAUCAGUGACCAGAGAUAUUGUACAAGUUUUAACUAUGCGUUUACGAGAAUCUGAUAAUGAAUUAGAGCACUUGGAAAGCCAAGUUCAAACUUUGACAAAUUCUAAAGAAGUUCUAGAGUCAGAGUUAGCGACAUUUAAAAAUACACUUAAUAACACUGUCUUGGAAUGUAAUGAAUAUAAGGAAGCUCUUGUAAAUAUACUGAAAUCUAAAGCUGCUUUGGCUAAAGAGCACAAUCGAAUUAUGGAACAUAAUGUGUCUCUGAUAGAAAGUUUACAAAAUGUUGAAAAGGAAGCUUAUCGUGAACUCGGCUCUAUUAAAAAUGAGUUGAUAGAAGAUGUAGAAAUUAUUAAAAAAGAAUCUAAAUCUCAAAUACAAAUGUUAAGGGAAGAGGUGGAAAAGAAACGCGUAUUGUGUCAGUUAGCGACAGAGCAUGCUGGACAAGCUACUGCUGCUGCAGAACAGUCUCGUGUACUACUUGCACAGGCAGCUGCGGAGAUAUCACGGCUUGAGAGCGAAAAUCAUUGCAUCCAACAGCAGAUUCAAGAUCAACAGUCUUUAGUGGUUGAAUUGUCACUACUGCGACAAGAAAAUGAGGAAUUGACAAUGACUGUUGCAAAACAAUCUUCUGUUAUGGAUAAACUUAGAAAAGAUGCAGAACAAGUACAAAUGAAACCUAAAUCCCCUUCUGUAAUACGUAAAAGUCAUAAAAUUGGAAAGGAGAACAUACAAGUUAUUUCUCCUCUUAGGGAACGUAAUCACUAAUUAUAAAAACAAGGAAUGCUGUGAAAACUUGGUCGUAUUAAUGUCAAAAUGUUGACACACAUUUUUACUGCCGAUUGCCAAAAUUUGUUUCUAAUUGUCGUUUAUUUAUUUAUGUUUUAAUUUAUUGGCAUGUUACUCUCCAAUUAGGAAAUUACGUAAUGUAUUUUUUAUUUAUUGUAAUCUUAAUAUUGUAUAAGUUUGAUUUGAAAUAUAGACUCAAGCGGA